Messenger RNA from Closterium sp. Yama58-4, 972 nucleotides. NCBI's taxonomy places the organism in Eukaryota, Viridiplantae, Streptophyta, Zygnematophyceae, Desmidiales, Closteriaceae. The record is from the annotation of a GenBank genome assembly.
AUGCCGCCGUUUAAGCAUGUCGUGGGACCGUCAGAUGCGGUGAAGGCGGGGCUUAAAUCUCCCCCGUCUUCGUUCACCUACCUGAGUCCCUCCGAGGCGGAAUGGCGGCUGAUGCUGACGGAGAUCGGCGUAAAGCCACGUAAGAUUUCCCGCAUUCUGUCUCAGUACCACGCAAUGCCUGCUGACGUGGCAAUGGAAAGACUGGUAUUUCUCCAGAGUUUGGGGGUAGAUAUUGGAAAGGCCCUUUCCUCCUUUCCCAAACUCUUAUUCUACCCACCUUCAACUGCCCGAGCCAUGGCCGAUUACCUCACCUCCGUUGGCGUCCAACCGGGCUUGAUUGGGAAAGUUUUGUCUGCCUGCCCGCAGCUCCUCGGGCUAAGCAUUGAAGACAAUAUCUGCCCAACGAUUUCCCACCUGGUGGAAGAAUGGGGACUCGACCAAUCACGCGACAUCCCUGUGGUGAUCUCACGCCACCCACGCUGCCUAACCUACUCCAUCUCUGAAAACCUUCAACCAACCCUAACCUUCUGGAUUGGUUCGGGAAUUGACAAGCCUGCAAAACUCAUCCGAGCCAACCCAUCGAUCCUUGGACUUUCCACUACCAAACGGAUUCUUCCCACGAUCGCUGCAUUUGACAGUUAUGGCAUCCCACCGCACCUCACCAUUGAUAUGGUUCAGAAAUUUCCUCAUCUCUUCAAUUACAGCUGGAAUACUAACUUAAUGCCAAAGCUACAGUAUCUGGAAGAAGUGGGGAGGGGUAUUGACGAGGCGGUUCAGCACCCACAGUACUUCGGGUACAGUUUAACUCGGCGGAUUCGGCCAAGGCUCGGCGGUGUGGCUCGGGCCGGACUGCAUGUGAGCCUGAGCUUUGUGUUGCGGCUGAAGGACGCGGAGUUUGAGAGGCUUUAUGGUGACGUGUGUAGGGUGGAAGGAGAGGGAGGAGAUGAAAGAGAUGCACACGAGCAAGGUUGA